AUGAUUUCGCCAAUUCAGGAUGUCCAACUCUGGGGACAACAUGGAGAAUCAUUCAACGAAGAGGCAACACUCCUUAAAUCAAAACAAGGAAUUGUAGUUGCCAUAUUUGCUGGUCUCACUGCAGGAAAUUUUUCAGGCAAAACAAAAGCAUCUUCAAGCUCUGCUACUCACAUAUAUAUUGACCUUGACAUACCUCAAGUAGCACAAUUCCGCACAAGCUUCCAAUGGGAAUGCCCAACACUUGAGCAGCAACUCCCUAAAGUUGUACGUUUAACUCCAGUUCAAGCAGCAGGAAAAAUAUACACUUUAAAUGAAAUAUCUACUAUGCCUAUUUCAGCAUUUCAGGGAGGAGCUAUAUAUAGCGCCAUUGCUGAAAUAACUUCCAUAUUGUCAUCAGUUAAUUGGUAUUACAUAGCAUGCCAUCGUUGUGAGAAAGGGUACAACAAUUAUUCUAAUUCUCCAAGAUGUGCUUGCGAAGUAUCAUUCCCCAAACCAAUGUAA
Molecule: messenger RNA, 501 nt
Organism: Oryza brachyantha (malo sina)
Lineage: Eukaryota; Viridiplantae; Streptophyta; Magnoliopsida; Poales; Poaceae
Exons: 5
Coding region: 1-501 (166 amino acids)
Biological process (GO): DNA repair; DNA replication; DNA recombination
Cellular component (GO): nucleus
Molecular function (GO): DNA binding
Source: RefSeq, a predicted model, not a curated record